This is a messenger RNA of Daldinia loculata, 1291 nucleotides long. RefSeq lists its product as uncharacterized. Lineage: Eukaryota; Fungi; Ascomycota; Sordariomycetes; Xylariales; Hypoxylaceae. The transcript has a single exon. Bases 387 to 1133 code for a protein of 248 amino acids. The record is from RefSeq and is a predicted model, not a curated record.
GACUGUAAAGUUACCAUUAUUCCUAGGUAAAUAGCAAGUCGCUAUGUUAUUGGUUAUACGAAAUAGCAGAUGAAUAAGGAGCCAAUCAUGUUGUGACCCAAACCAACCUGUUCCUGCGUCAUUGGCGUCAACGUUGAAAGAGUCUUGAGUCGAUACCCAACGUCGGCACCACCAUGACCGCAAAGUUUAUAAAUGGUGCGGCGCGGCAGAUAAUAACGCAGAGUCCAUGCCACGUAAGUGACAACAAGCGAAGACCAUGAUCCAUUCUCUCCUGCGUCCUGCCAAUAGGGACGCUUUUAACGAGCAUCGCUGCGCAUGAGACCCAGUGGAAACAGCGUCAUUCUAUUCGCCCCUCGGCAUCGUAGGAACCAUCGCCGUUGCGGAAAAUGCCUUAUACACAGCCCAAGCCCUAUAUCCAUACUGCGGGAAGAAUACAAGUCAAAAACGCUCGGCCCAACGCUAUGGAAGAACGCCACGAUAGCGCUGCCGACUCCGGCAGCACCCUAUCCUUCUACGCUACUUCUGGACAGAGCCCACAAGCCACCACUCACCCUCAAAUAUGGAUGUUGCGCAGAGAUCCAGAGCUCGGAAGUGAUCGCUUCUCUAAGCGGGAAUCUGUUGUGAUCCGGGACAGCGUCGCAUACCCCUCCGAAUCUAGCUUCGAAGACACAAUCAUCAAGGGCACGGCGCAGACGGGUCAGCGGAACCCAAGCAAGCCGCGGCUGAUCGACCUCGAUCGUAUACGGCGUAAGAUGCGGAGCGCAACAACGCGGCGCGGGUCGCAGCGGAGCACCGCGACAGACACAUCCACCUUGUCGCUAGGGUGUUGGCUUUCCGAUAUGCGCCCACCGGAGCAAAUUAUGCUUAGCCCCAUAACCAGCCAGCGAGCUGUAACGGAGAUGUAUCACGCAAGCCAGAGCGAUAUCAUGCUGCACUCUAGAGCUCGAGCCUCUUCCCUACGGGAGGAACAGGAAACGACGUUGCGAUUUCAAAAUGGAGCACGAGGCGGGCAAUCUAGCGAGACUGUUGGGAACACUCCCUACGAGAGCGAGCUAUCAGGUUACACUCUGACACAAAAUAGUCCCCAGCCCAAACAUAGUUUCAUACGCGCGCUGUGUUGUGUGCUAUAUUGAUUCGGAAUACUAGAGGCCCUAGCUAGGUUGGUGGCAUUGGAGCCGGCGAGCUCCGGAGUGUAAAUACAUAUACAUAUGCAAAUCGAGAGGAUGGUGUAGGUGUAGGCGUUACGAGGCGCUUUCUUUUGAAAAGUUUGUCAACGGGCUAGAGUUAUUUG